CUUCCGGACACGGAAGAUGGCUGAAGAUUCGGAUUCAGUUGUAAGUUAUUAAAUAAAUUAAUUUCAUUCAUCGUUAAGAUGAUUUUGCAUUUAAGAAAAUAAAUUAUUAUUUUAAUAUUAAAACUUAAUGAUUAGGCCUUAUUAGUUCUAUCGUUUGCAAAAGAAAUUCGUGAAAAUGUAUUAAUGUUAUGUUAGAAUUAGUUCAUGAUGAGUGAACGAGUCCGAGAGUAAAUAAAAAUGUGAAUGACUGAAUGAGAGAGAGAGAGAGAGUAGCGCUUGUUACGUAAGCUUUUUUCUGUUCUCACUCAACUCAAUGAGUUAAUCUCAUUUAUGAUUAUUUAACACUCAAAAUCAAAGAAGCUGAGAACCAAAAAGUCCAAAUUUACAGUGAGGGGGGCCAAUAUUAUAUAAUAUUAAUAUUAAUAUACAUCUAAUUUAAAUUUAAUAUAUAAAUAUAAUUUCUUAUGCAUAUUAAUAAUAUUAUUAAUUAAUAUUAAUAUUUUGUUUCUGGUAUGUGAAGUAUGUCCUGCUUCCUUUUCACAACUAGAUCUAGUCCUCCCCCUACUCAACAUGUUUUAUAUUAAUAGCACUUCAAUGAGUGAAAAAAACACUUACGAACUGACUGUCAUGUGUGAAAGUUGAACACAGGAGGUAGAAAGGUUUAAAUUUUUUCGAAGGCGACUAUUAAAUUAAUCCAAAGAGCCACAGCGUGAUGGGUAUAGUGUAAAACUAUUGUUUAAAUGCUGGCAGGUAGAGUGUAGGACUGUCUGUAGUCCUAUGCCUAUUGUUUAUAGAAAAUAAGAAGUUAAAUCUUUUUAUGUUAAACUUGGACCCACCAGCUAUUUUCUCAAAAUACUCAGACCCGGUGUAAACAAACUGCACCUGGUUAAGCCCUACUUUAUAUUUGCCUAUGCUUAUUAUUACCACUGUUGGUAUUGUUGGUACUUUGAUAGAAAUUUUAAAUAUUGUCUGAUUGCCAUUUUAUUAAAGGGCUGGUUAUAAAUUAGAAGCAUCCCAAAAAAAAUCAAGUUCUCUUUCUUUCUUUUAUAGAAGGGGAGUUAAAACUUGUGACCAACUUUUUAAAAUUUCAGCACGAUUUUGCCCACACCGUUUUGAUUUUUAAAGAUAAGUGCACCAAAUUUUCAGGAGAUAUUCACAUCUAUUAAAAAAUAUAAAGAACAACAACAUUUUUACAUUACAUCAAGACUUUUUAUUUUGGAUAAUUUUAUUUAAAGGUAUUUAAAAAAAAUAAUGAACAGAAAAGUUGGUAAAUUAUUAUUUGUAAAAGUAAAGGCAAAACCAAAUAGUAACAUGUUAAUUUUAGUUAAAUUAAAUAUAUGCUUCAGUUAUAUUUUAAGUCUAUUCUUUAUUUAUAAAAGGUAAAAGUAUUUUUUAAAUAUAAAAUUGAAUGCAAGAAAUUAUAAAUACAAAUUCAUAAAAUCCCCCAUAAGACUAAUACUUUGAGCAUACCUGUACCAGCAUGUGAUUAAAUAAUAAAAGGUAAUGGGGAUAUCCUGCUUGUAAACUGCUCUUCAGACUUCUUGGUCUUGUUGAGGAAUUCCACAAUCUCUACUUCAUAAACUUUAUCUUUGCCAUCUACAUCCUAAUGUGCCUCAUCGAUGAUGGAAGGAAUUCCACAAAGUUUUCAAUAGAAAAUGUUCUCUUGUACCUGAAAGAAGCCUAGAAAUAACAUCUAACCAUAAUUCUGAAUCUAUACAAUUUCUAGUUUCUUUUUAAUAUUAUUAAAUUUGUGUUUAUUAAAACUCAUUUAUUUUUUAUUUUUUUUUUAUUCACUUAAUAUUUGUCUAUAUAAACUGAUUUUCUAUGUCUGGAAAGACACACAGUUAGUAGGAUAAGUAUUAGUAUGUUACAUCAAAUUAACUUAACAAAUUAAUAAAAAUUUAUAAUUAAACACAUAAUUAAUUUUUUAAAAAUACUUAUUUUAAUCAGGCCUUAGAGUGCAGUUGUAGUCAUAGAAUAAUAAAGGCAUACACCUAAAUAGACUAUAAUAAAAGUCUAUAGGAUUAUAAUAAUAAUUAUUAUUAUAAAUUAUUAGUAGGCCUAAUUUUAGUUAUGUUCUCCCAUGUUAGUAAUCAUUAAUAAGAGAAUAACAAUUAUUAUUAUUGCUAUUACUAUUAUUAAACAAUUAAUUAUUUAUUCAAUAAUGAGAACAGAUGAAAUGGGUACUCACACAAUUUUAAUGUAAUAAAACUAACAAGCAAGUCGUAGUCACCACCAAAAAUUUUUCAAGUUUGGUUAUAAUUUUUUCUUAAAUUUAUUAACUAAUUAUUCCUUUUAAACGUCUUAGAAUUAAUCAGAUUUUUAGGGAUUAUACAAUAACAAACCACUUCAUAAUUGACAGUGGUUAGAGCACUUUCCGGCAUCUCCGUUAAAUAAAAUUGACUUUUGGCAACAUUUUCAUACCACACCUCAUGCUUAUUGGGGUGAGCAUGGUACCUAUCUAUUGACAACUGAAUUGCUGAGUUCAUAAACACUUACGUAUCGAUAGGGAAACACCAAAAAUUGGUUAUCAUGAUUUCUUUAUCAAAAUGGCCACUUCCACUUUUUAAUUGCCGUUUCAAAUUUUAUUUUGCACAUUCUAUUUCCACUUAUAUCUUAGAGUUAGAGUAGGCAUCUUAUUUUCUCCUUAGACGCUAUUGUUCUGAAAAGAAUCAUCAUGUCCCUUAGUCCUUGGACCGUUGGGGCACCUCAGAUGACAUGAAAACUAUCCUUCUCCAUUCCUCUCUGUUUUCUGCACUUUGCACAGCAUUGCCUAGUUUUAGACCCGUCCACUCUUUAAUAUUAUCUUCCCAUCUAUUUCUCUGACUUCCUCUUCUCCCUCCUCUCGUUGUGCCCUGCAUGAUUUCUUUGACGAGCCCUUGUUUUCUUGUCACUUGACCAUACCAGUUUGCGUUCUUUACAGUCACCAGGGGGGUCUUCAUACUGCCCAAUUGUUUGACGAUUCCUUUCUUUCACUUGUUAAUUAGAGAUAUGGUCUCUCUAGCAGAUUCCAAGAUUGCUUCUGAAACAUCUCAUCUCCAUCGCCUUUAUUCUUCUUUCAAGUUCUGCUGUUAAUGUCCAGGACUCACAGGCAUACAAGAAAAUUGAGAGGACUAAUGAGCGCAUCACCCUGAUUUUGGUGCUGGGGGCUAUAUUUUUGUCAUUCCAUAUUUCUUAAACCUCUUUAGUGCUGCUGUGGUCUGGACAAUCCUGGACAUGAAUUUGGGCUUGGAACCUACCUCUGGGACUAUAGCUCCUUGGUACUUGAAGUCGCGUACGGUCUCUAAUCUUUCCUCCCCAAUCUUAAUUGCAGUGGAGAUGCCGGUGGUGUUAUUCGCUAUCAAUUUUGUCUUUUCUGCUCUGAUUUGCGUGCCAUAAGAUGAGGAAGUAUUAUCGAGACGCGUUACUAGGUUGCCGAGCCAGCCAAUCUAUGUCAGGGGUGUCAAACACAAUCACUCAGUGGGCCAAAACUCAAAUCACAUGUAAGGUUGCGGGCUGAACAAGAUAAACAUUCAAUAAGCGGAAAAUUAAUCUUUUUUUAAAAACAUUUAUAUAAAUGAAAACAGAAAAAAAGUUUUAAUAAUUAAAAAUCAUUAAAAAUGGAAUCCAAUGUCAAAAAUUGUACUUACUUACUUUAAAAUGAGAAUUUAUAUAUUGCUAUCCUGCACAGUGGAAGCUGGUCAAGAAGCUCGUUGUUCCAUUCCCUAAAGUGUAUUAUUAUAUAGCUGGAAUGUGGUUUUAGUGCUUUUGUCAAACUUGCACCAUGCAAAGAAAUAAAAAAGAAUAAAAACAUAGGGAAUUAAUUCUGCUCAGAGACUUAAAACCAGGCAUUGAAAAGUGCUAUCACUUUACCUGUCCCAUACAAAGAAUAAUGAACAAAUGAAUACAUUAGAUAUCCAGACCUGGUUACACUUACGAUUUUGGCAUUAAAUGUAUCAAAUGUAUUAUUUUGAGAUGCUUUUGACUAAUAUACGCAGAGACCUGUCAGGUUACGAUUUGAAGUGAAUCUUUUUAAAAAAUAUAUUGUGGUAGUUUUAAUCAUUUUAAAAUUUAAAAUCUAUUUAGACUGUUAGUUUUAGCUCCUACAUCCUGCAGUGGGAAAUAUUGGUUGGAGACCAUCCAUAAUACUAUUACAUACACAAUGAGGGGGGAUAUGGGGGUUGGUUUUUGUCUAAUUUGUGUAUGGGUGUGGAUGGAAUGGGAAAAGGCAUAGGUAUAUAAAUAUUCUUAAAGGCUAUAAAAUAAGACCUUGACUUUUCGUAAUGAUGGUGAUGAUCAUCAUAUUGUUUAUUUGUGUUGAACUCGUUAGAUACGGCAACAGUAAUAUUUAGUAUAGUCACCCUAAUGACAAAUUUAGUCAACAUUCGCUUUUGCCUGCUUCCGUACCCAAUUAUGUAAGAGUGUGACAUAAUUAUUUUGUUCUUUGGCUGAACAGCAAUUGGGAAUAUGGAUAAAGCUGUAGAUUUUUAGAAUAAGUUCUCAGUUGCUCAACACACCUGGAUUGGAUUUAAGAUAUUUUGUAAGAUCUAGUAAGUGGCAAUUGAAAUCUAUUUUUUAAAAGUAACUAAGCAGCUGUAGAAUUAUAAUAUCCCAGCACUCUUCUUCCUGUCUCCCGAUACAGCUCGCUGUGGUUAUCAGACUAUAACAUGUUAACGGAAAAUAAAAUCGGGCUCCUAUGUUUAAUACAACGUUGGCCAAACCAUUGGCCACCACAUGAAAUAUCCUGGCUGCCUGGAUGUUUGACAUAUGAACUUAUUUCUUUGUUCACUUAUCAAUUAUUUUCAAUUUGGCAUAAACGCACACUUGAAAUGUAUUUAUACAUCAUAUUUUGUGACGGUAAAAGCCAUUUUGGUGUAUUUUCCUUUUUUGGGCUGAUUAAAAUAAAAAUGAAAUAAGUAAUAUUAGAUAUAAAAAAUAUAUAAAAAACUUUUUACAAUUUAGUUACCAAUAAAAUAAAAAGGAUUUAUAUAAACACAGCUAGAUAGAGGGAAUCUUAUGUUCCACAAGCAUUAUGAUUAAGUGUAGAAAGAUGCAAAACUAUAUUCAGGUAAAAGCUAAAGUGCAUCCUUGCAUUUUGAAUUUAUAUGAGAGAUAUUUACAGAAGCUUUUUUUUCAGAGGGCUGCAUCAAAAAAAAAAAAUUAUUUUUUUUUGCUAGCCGCAUGACAAUUUUUAUUAGAUCUCAUACAUGUCAUUGAAAAUGGGUUAAGAAAAUUUACUCAUAAUUAAGUUUUUUUAAAAAUUAUUAUUUGAUGAACUUAUUGUUUUUACAUUUUUUUUGACACUGAUUAUAAUUCAUUUUAAAUGGCUUAGCAAACAAUCAAUCAUAAUUUGUUCAUUUUCCAAAAAAUAUUCAUCCAGUUCCGGGAAGGUCUUGCAGGGCAGAUUGGCCAGAGGGCUGUAGUUUGCCCACUCCAGUUAUAGAAAUGCAUAUAAAUAUAUACAGUUGCUUUAAAUUAUAUACUGCACACUAUGUUAUCCAAAACUUUGAUUAAAAUCAUGAAUUUGAUCUAUCACUCCACAUCACAGGGAUUUAAAGUUGAUGGUGUAUCAGUAGUAUAGCAGGUUGCUUUUCAGGACUUGCAUAAGCCAGAGCAAGGGAGAAAAUGAAUUUUUACCUUGACAUUUUGAUUUUUCGCACUGGCCUGCUCUUAAGAAAAAUUAAAUAAUCGCUACAGUCCUAAAACCACUUGAAUAUUAUGGUAAACAAGAGAAGGGCAGAUCAAACGCUUUAAAUAACGAAAUAGUGAUUGUUAGUAAUGGCGUAGUAUUAUCGACUGUUUAAAAAGGGCUGUGGCACUCCCCCAAAUUAUUAUGCCACCUAUCAGCAACCCCCAACUAUCCCAAACUAAUGGUGCGACCUGUCCAGUGUGAUGACCUAUACAUAUGUUAUACAGUAUGCCUUUUUAUAAUUUGAUUUAACAUAUUCCUGUUUAAGAUUACGUUUAUUACUGCUAUUAUUAUUUAAUAAAGAUUUAUCAGCCAUGUUUGGUUGGUAUUACACUUUUAAUAUGGAAAUAAGAACUGGUACUUAUUGUACACAAAUAUGUUUACUUAAUAAUAAUGAAUAACAACCAUACUAAAAAGCUUGAAAGCCUAUUCAUUUCUAUUCAAAAAAUGGUAACAUUUCCCAUUAUAAACUACUUGGUUUUGUUCAGGUGUUAAAGUAUUAAGGGGCCAGUCGGUGGUUUCAAAAUAUGCACAGUGUCACUCUGGGGUGCCACAUUGCUCAAGGGCAAUACCAGUAGAAAGGGGCAAAGGAGGUACUCGUCCCGGCUGCCAUCAUCAGGGGGCACCAAAAUGGUCUUAAGAUAGGAGAUAGUAUUGAAAUUAUAAUAUCCAUGUACCGGUACCUUACUUCACUAAACAAGGGGCGCCUAAAAACAUAAAUUUACUGGUCUGCCUUGGGUGGCUCUUCUUUCUAUUUAUUUAGAGAUGCCAUUUUCAGGAAUCGCCCAGUGGGCCACUUUUCUCCUGCCCUGGGUUCCAGCAGAUUUCUCACAGUCUCACCGCAAAUGAUGUUGCUUAGUGACGUACAUACCUGUUUUAUUUAUUUUUACCCAAACCUAUUAUUAUUUUUAAAUGUAUUCUCAAUUUCAAAUUGUUUUUACUUGUAAGAAUUUAACAUAGGGCGUCUGGUGCAAACCUAAAUUUGGCAUAAAUUUUGUUAUUAUAACGGGACACAAUAGUUGCCAAGUCAUUGAUGAGAAAUAGACAGAUAGGAUUUGUGGUGGCAAAUAUAAAAAAAAAUCUCUGUAAAGCUAUGUACAUCAAUAAAGUUAUAAUUAAUUAAUACCAUAAAUAUAUAAAUACAUUUUAUGAUAAUAAUAAAUAUAUUUUAGGCAUCUUCUGGCCUUGUGUCUGAGGAUGAAAUGUUUGCUUCUUCAAGUACAAGUCAUUUUGAACCCGGGGAAAAGCCUAGUACAUCUGCUACUGAUUCUGAUGAGCUAACUACAUAUCCAAGGAGGAAGAUGAAAUUAAAAGAUGACAAAAUGUGUGGUGUGUGUGGAGAUAAAGCUUUGGGUUAUAAUUUCAAUGCUAUAACAUGUGAGUCAUGCAAAGCCUUCUUCAGGAGAAAUGCAUUGAAAGACAAGGUAAUCAACUUAAUCCUAACCUUUUAAGAUACAAAUAUAGAUGUUUUUGUUAUUACACUUCUUGUUAAUUUUCAAAAACUUAGAGCAUUAAUGGGUAAAUAGGGAGUUUAGGAGAAAGUGCACUGGUACAGUAUUAAUGUCAAAACAAAGGGUUCUAAGGGGUAAGUGCACUGGUAACGUUUUGAUUGCUAAACAAAGGAUUUAGGGGGGAAAAGUGCACUAGUACAGUAUUUAUAGGUAAAAAAAAAGUUUUAAGGGUAACAUGCACUGGCGUCUAUAAAGUGUUUUCAACAAUAUAUGGAGGAGGAACUCUUGUUAAAUAUUUUAUAUUCACUUCGCCUUAGUUCGUGGCUAGCUGACAGGGUGGCGGACUGACAAAAUCUCCUGACAGCUAAUUGAUCCACUUCUCAUCACAACACCUGGUAUCAAAUUUUUCAGCCCCAACCACCGAAAAACACCCUUUUAAAAGGGGAAGAUGAAGGAAAUAUGUUGACACUGAUUUUAUGAAGCAUCAUUCCUGAUAACUACGCUAAAUAAUUUUAUUAAUGUAGUUCAGGGGUUUGAACAAAAUAUUGUCGUUGGCAGGCGGGGAGGGGGGGGGGGGGGGGGGGGGGGGGGGGGGGGGGGGGGGGGGGGGGGGGGGGGGGGCGGGGCUGAAAUGUUAAGCCAGGUCUCUAAUCCAAAUAGAAUUUUUUCUAUUAAUUUGGUUAGUGUCUGUAAGUUGAUUUUACAUUGUUAAAAUUGAACAGCCUUAGCUGAGAUUGAGAAAUGUGAGAAAAAUAAUUUUUUGAAUAUACAAUAGGUUUGAAUAGUUUUUGCAAACUCUUGAUGUUUAAAGUUUGAUAAAUACCAAGUAAGCCAUACUGCAUUAGUUGAGCAGUAAAUAUGACAUUAAAUAAAUAUUUAAAAUGUAUAAUUUUACUCUUAUAUUAACACUAUUUAUAGUGUUGUAUUUUAUAAGCAUUUUGCAUUUAUGUUGAUCUAAAUAAACUGAUCUUUCAACUAAAUAACUUACAUUAUUAUAAUACUUUGUGUUGUAAUUUUCUUUUCUUAUUUUCUAUAGACAAUGGUGUGCCUUUUUGAAAACAAGUGUAUUGUUGACAUUCGAACUCGACGUUUUUGUCCAGCAUGUCGAAUUAAAAAGUGCUACAGUAUAGGAAUGAAUAGAGAAAUGAUUUUAGGUAAUUUUGAUCUUUGUUUUUAUCAUGUCAGGGAUUCUGAUUUAAAUAGUUCAUAUAUAUGAAACAAUAUCUUUGACUCAACUGUUAUAUACAGUUAUGUUUUAGUAAUGAAGUAAACUGAGAGGUUCGUUACAGCCCCAUUUUUUUUUUCAUUUUUAAAUAACUUUUUUUUUAAAAUGCUGAACAAAAUUAUUACUUAUAAAAAUUUUAUUUGUGAAAGCUGAUUAACUGUAAAUAUUUAAUGUUGAUUAUUUUUAUUCUCUAGAUGACACAGAAAGAAAGAAACGAAUGAGUAAAGUCAUGGCAAAUAGGGCAAAGCGAGAACCUUCCACUACUACAUCAUCUAUAGUGAUGCAAAUUAAAACUGAGAUAGAUCCUUAUGAUUCAAUGAUGUGUCUGCCUAGCGGAGAUGUUGUUACAGAAGUUGAAAGACCACCAACUCCAUUUGGAAAGGCUCAUGGCAACACAUCUGAUAUCAUCUUUAAACAUGUCCCUAAGCACUUGCUACCAACUGAUAGUACCAUGUACUAUACUUUAACUAGAGAUGAGUCGACCGUCCUCUCUGAUAUCACACAAGCUUAUCAAGAUACAUUGGCUGCCAUGCCAGAAAUGGGACCUUAUUCCGAGGAGAAAAAAUACACUAAACCUGCCGACCUUGUAAAUCAUUCAGAAGUUUGUGUGCGAAAGCUGAUCAUGUUUGUAAAACAUUUGGUAGACUUUAAGAGACUCAGUCAAGAGGACCAAAUAGCAGCUUUAAAAGCAUGUGUCAUGAAAACACUUUUAUUGCGUUCAGCUCUAUUUUACAGCAUAGAAAAGGAUGCUUGGUUAACGCCGAAAGGAGAAAUUCCUUCCAGUAUCCUGAAACGAUCCACCGGCUUUGUCUCUCUGCAUAAUAAUCAUGUUUAUUACUGCCGCAGAGUGAAAUCCAUGGCACAGGAAGACUACCACAUUUACGCACUUUUACA
Messenger RNA from Lymnaea stagnalis (great pond snail), 9238 nucleotides. Lineage: Eukaryota; Metazoa; Mollusca; Gastropoda; Lymnaeidae. The record is from the annotation of a GenBank genome assembly.